This is a messenger RNA of Acanthamoeba castellanii str. Neff, 1686 nucleotides long. RefSeq lists its product as uncharacterized. The transcript is spliced from 2 exons. Lineage: Eukaryota; Discosea; Longamoebia; Acanthamoebidae. Bases 1 to 1686 code for a protein of 561 amino acids. The record is from RefSeq and is a predicted model, not a curated record.
AUGGACUCGCCCAUCCGCCGCGAACCCGAGCCAGACUUUGCUCUCGCCGCCGCCGCCGCCGCCGCCGCCGCGGCUGAAGCAGACGACCACGGAAUGCCGGUCGAUCUGGGCGUCGCCGCCGGAGACAAUGAAAGCCAGCGGGAGGCGGCAGAGGCGGCAGAGGAAGACGUAAUCGAGAUGGGAGACGCGCCCGGCCAGGACGACGUCGGGCAAGGCAUGGCACUGGUGGAGAACGAAAACGAAGAAGACAAAGACGAAAACGAAGAGGAGGGCUACAGCGACGGCAUCGAGGAGUUGGACUUCCCGCCCAGGCGCUCGCCCGCGAAGAAGAAGAAGAAGAAAGCGAAGAGCCCAGGCAACGAGGAGGAGGAGGAAGAAGAAGGCGAAGGGGAGGAUGUAAGCAGCGCUGAGAGGGAGAGGAGGAAGGAGAGGGAGAAGCGGCAGGCGGAGCGGCUGCACGCGUGGGUGGAGCGCCAGCGUGAACUGAACCUGCAGAAGUACGGCCAGCGGACGCUCUCGCCCCGACUCGCCGGCCGGCGACGCACGAUCGCCGGCGAACAGCUGCGGCAGCAGUACCCGCCGCAACCCGCCGAAGCUUCGGACGGCAACCAUGGCAACAGCGACGGCAUCGACGAUGACGCGGGGCAACGGAAGCGACGGCGCACCACCAUCGCCGACGAACGAGAGGCGGCAGCGGCGGAGGAGGAAGAGGUCGACGACUUUCUGAUGGGGCAGAGGCCGACGACGGGCAAGCGACGGCGUCGCGCGUCUUCGCCUGGGCUCGACGCGGGGGAGCACAAGGGGCGAGAGAGCAAGCGAGCGCGCCGGGCCGAAGCAGCGGAGGCGGAAGCAGAGUGGACGAUAGUCGAUCUGGGCGUCGCCGCCGAAGAAGAUGAAAGCGGCCGCGAGGCGGAGGAGGAGGCGGAGGCAGAGGCGGAAAAGGAAGCGGCGGAGGCGGAAGUCAGCGUGGAGGAGGAGAUGGAGAGAAAGACGAUCGCCACGUUCGAGAGGAUAGCCCGCGAGAGGCGGGAGGCGCUCGAAGAGAGAAGAAGAGCGGCGGCCGACCAUGGUGACGCGCCGGGCGAGAAGGAGGAGACGGAGAUCAUCGCGCGGAUCGAGAGCGUGAUCGCCCGGCGCAAGAAGGCCGUGAGGGAGCGGGCCGAGCGCGACGUGGUCGGGGACAUCGAGCGCGCGGUGCGGCGGCAGCGGCGCAAGAGCGUCCAGGCCGAGCAGCUGCGCGAGCAGCGUGAGCGCGAGGCGGCGGCCGAGGCCGAGCGACAGCGCGAAGCCCAGGCCGAGGUGCGCGAGCAGGCCGUGAAGCUCGAGCGGCUGCUCACCAAGAAGCGGCGUCAGAGCAUGGUCGCCCUGCGCGACAAACAGAACCGAGCCGCCAUCGCAUCGGCGGUGCGGCGUCGACAUAUGAGUCUCGGCGGCGCCGGCUUCGGUGGAUCGACAGCCGAUGUAGACGAAGCGGAGGAGGAGGAAGAAGAGGAAGACUUGAAUCGUACGGUGGACGAGCUGAAGGACCUGGUGGAGCGGCAGAGGCGCGAGCUGGAGGCGAAGAAGCAAAAGCGAGCGGAGGAGGAGCGGCGGAGGGAGGAAGAGCGGCGGAUGCGCGAGGCGGAGGAGCGUCAACGGAUCGAACAGGUGCACCGCUACUGGCACGCCCUGCACCAACGCGGCUGA